Phaedon cochleariae (mustard beetle) is the source of this 2215-nucleotide messenger RNA. Lineage: Eukaryota; Metazoa; Arthropoda; Insecta; Coleoptera; Chrysomelidae. The record is from the annotation of a GenBank genome assembly.
UUUUGGCAGUUGUAUGACAAAUUUUGUAGAUGACACGUGCGUAAAGGCUGAGACGAUAAGCCAUUUACACCAAAUGGGUGAUUGUCAACCGAUGGUGAAAUAUAAGGAAACUAAAAAAAAAUAGUCACAUCACUUCUCAGUCACGUUGAUGUGCUAAUGACAGUGAUAGUGUAAAAGCGUGUUCCGAUGUAUAUAGAUUACUUUUCAUAUCUUGAAGAAGGUAAUUCGCACGAAAAAAUAAUAUAGAUGAUAUUUCGGAAAUGUCUCAGUAACUUCAUGAACAUGGCACAUCGAACACUCACUAUUUUUUUAAUCAUUCUGCUCGUCUCUCCACCAGCUCUAUGUUUUUUUGGAGAUUCUAUUGCAGAUUCUAUUCAGAGCAUCCGAGCAACGGUGUUGGUUUUCUUGACAAAUCUUGCAAAUAAAUUGUGCAGACUUUACGAAAAAUAUAUUCUGAGGAUUGAUGAAGUUGUUUUCGAUACUGACACACUAGCAGAUGCAGAGUAUGAUUUCAUCGUCGUUGGAGCUGGUUCCGCGGGUUGUGUCAUGGGCAACAGACUCUCGGAAAUAUCAGAUUGGAAAAUCCUCGUACUUGAAGCUGGCCAACCAGAGACUGCUUUUGUUGAUAUCCCGCUGUUAGCCAUGGGUUUUCAAGGGGGCAUUUAUGACUGGGCCUACUUGAUGGAGGAACAGCCGAACGUGGCUUUCGGACUGAAAGAUAGGCGAAUGGACCUUCCAAGAGGAAAGGGAUUGGGCGGGUCCAGUCUCCUUAAUUUUAUGAUAUAUGCCAGGGGUAGUGCAGGCGAUUUCGAUAAAUGGGCAGAAAUGGGAAACGAAGGUUGGUCAUUUGCUGAUGUGCUGCCAUACUAUAUGAAAAGUGAAGGAGCAAACCUCACAUCAAAAAUAGAAUGGCAAUACCAUAAUAGAGAUGGUCCACUAACUGUGGAAAAUACUUAUCAAUCCCUUCUCGUCGACGCAAUUUUAUCAGGUGGCGAAGAAAUCGGGUUGCCUUACAUUGACUACAAUGCGCCAGUAGAGCCUUUCGGAUUCUCGCCGGUGCAGUCCACAACUCAAAAUGGAAGGAGGUUCAGUACCGCUAGGGCUUACCUAGCUCCCGUCGCUCACAGACCGAAUCUGGACAUCAUAACCGAUGCUUUCGUCACCAAUAUCAUGAUUGACCCGGUUGACAAGAGGGCUUACGGGGUUCAAUACCAAAAAGCAGGGAAUACCUAUACAGUAUAUGCUAGGAAAGAGGUCAUACUCUCUGCAGGUGCCAUCAAUUCUCCACAGCUACUGAUGCUUUCCGGGAUCGGGCCGAAGAAGCAUUUGGCAGAUGUGGGCAUACCCUGCAUAAAGGAUCUACCGGUAGGGCAACACCUCAUCGACCACCUGGCUUUUUACGGGCUGAAUUUCCUGAUAUACUUCGACUGGGACCAAGUCGAUAUAAGAUACGCCUUGAGCAUUCCGGAGUUCGUCAAAUUUUCGAAAGGUCCCUUUACUACUCUGGGAGGAGUGGAGGCGGUGGGAUUUUUCAAGACGGAGGUGGCGAAGUACAAGGAGAACAUUCCCGAUGUUGAGGUGCAGUUCAUGAGAGGGAGUAUCGGCAGUGAUCACGGAGUUUGGAUGAAACGUGCACUCAGGAUAUCAGACGAAGUGUAUAAAUCAGCCAUCGAACCCAUCGAAAACCUUCCUUGUUGGUGUGCAGCUCCAGUGCUGCUAUUACCCAAAUCCGAGGGCGAAGUAAAACUGCUCUCGGCCGAUCCAUUCGACCACCCUAGAAUCAUCCCCAAGUACUUUACCGACGAAUAUAACGAGGACAUCAAGACAAUGGUAGCCGGCAUAAGGGUGCUAGAGAGACUAGUCAACACCACCGCGUUUAGGACCAACGGUGCCAAAAUCAGCGAAUACCCCAUAGCAGGUUGCGAACAUUUCGAAUUCGACAGCUUCGAGUACUGGGAAUGCGCGCUGAGGGCCAUUUCGCACACCCUGUACCAUCCGAUGGGGACUUGCAGGAUGGGGCCGCCCCACGAUCCGAGCGCUGUGGUCAAUAACCAGCUGCAGGUGAAUGGAAUCGCGGGUUUGAGGGUCGUGGACGUCAGCAUCAUUCCGAUGUUCUCGGCACAUACGAAUGCGCCGGCAGUGAUGAUUGCGGAAAAGGCUUCCGACAUGAUUAAACGGUUCCACGGGAGACUGAACUAAUAAAGAAUAUUGCAGC